CACAAUCGUGGGUGUCCCUGUCGUGGUCGUGAUGGAGGAGUGUCUAGCAGUAUAAAAGCUAGCAUAUCGGGAUUUUAUGUUAUUUAACAUUCUUGGUAGGUGGAGACUUGGCCUUUGGGCGAUUCAAAGGUCAAUUUUCUUCUCAACAUGGCGAAUUUCUCAUAGUGCGAAAAAAUAUUUUAAGAAUAUUAUAAUAAAAGAAAAAAUAUGUUUAAUUACUUACAUUAUAAUAGUGUUAUAUAAAAUAAGAGCUAUUCUUAACUGUUCACUAAAAUAAUCAAAUUAAUAAAAUAAUCCAUUUCGGGUGCAAACUUCUUUAUCUUAAUAGUCCCUAUUGCCAGUUGAAAAUCACGAAAACAAGAUAUUACAAAACUUAUUGUCAACUUAAGCUUAAGACAAUUUCCUUGGUUGGAGACUAGGGUAAGAAAGAGAAAAGAACAAAAAAAUAAAACAAUUGUCCCUUUUCCUUUUCCUUAUUUUAUUUUUGUCAUCAAUUAAAAAAAGUCUCUCUUGUUUGACUAUCAAAGUGAAAGGAAAAACAAAAUCUGUUGUUUGAAUUUCAUGAGCCCACUUCUCUAGUGACAAAACAUGACACCUUAUUAUACUUUCACCAUUUUUCAUCUUCCAUUGAACUUUGGGAACGGUUCUAAAAUUUUAAGCUACAAAUGAACUGAUUGUAUUUAUUUAUUUUAGAAGAUUUGCAACAUGUUUCUUAGGUAUAAACUCUGAUUCCCACAUUAAUAAUUUACUGGUAGAUGUCAAUGACCCGAGAGAACCUUUGGAGAAAAUAAGAAAAUAGUCCCUUAUAUGGGAUAAAUUAAACUUAGUCUCUUAAAUAUGUUCUUGAGCAGUUUUGAUCAUUUUAAGUUUGUCAAAAGUGAGCAUUUUUUGUCUCCAUCUAAUAUUUAACAAAAUUUAUUUGUUAGAUUUGACGAGAAUAAAAAAAAAAGAUUUAGCGGGAACUCACGUUUGGAGGUGUAACGGUCCAACCGCUCUCUUUGAGUCUCAUUCCCCUAUUUGAGAGUUUCAUAGGUCCGUUUAGUAAUUUGUGACUGGAGGGUAUGGAUGACACUAAUCCCGAGAGGUUUGGGAGUGUUUUGGAUUUUUUUUAGUUUAAACUAGAAGCCUAAAUUUAAGAGAGUUGACCAUAGUCAACAUUUGAGUAAACAAGCUUAGAUUCAUGAUCUGAAAGUUUCAAUAGGUUCGUAUAAUGAAUUUGGGCUUGUGUUUAUGUUCGGAUGGGGACUCGAGGGGCUCGAAGGUGAUUCGGCACCACUAGAAUCCAUUUUGCAAUUUCAUAUUUUCUGGUCAACAUUUUUGUUUUGCUUAAAGGUUGUUGGAUUUGGAUUUUGAUUACACCGUCAGUUCCAACUUGUACUUGUGACCUUUAGGAACUGAUUUUAUCGAAUUCUGACUUGUAUUGAAGAUUUUAGGCACGUUCUUUCUAAGUGAUGAAUAAUGUGAUGACCCGACCGUUUUUUGUUUUAGAAGUCUGAAUCAUGUUCCGAGAAUUCAGAUAGCUUAAGAUAGUUAUUUGAGACUUGUCUGCAAAAUAUAAUUAGAUCCCGUGGUUCAUAUAGGUUUUGGACACAUUCCGCAUAUUUAUCGGAGAUCAAAAGUAUUCACUUUUUACAAACGUGAAGAAUCAAAACUUCUAAAAAAUACAUUUUUUAAAAGACUACCUUAAGGUACCUCUCAAAGUAAGAGGGCAUUUCUGUCAUUUACCACUCUAUGAAAUUAUGUAAAUCUAAUCUAAUAAAUUAAUAAAGUAUUAAAGUCAAAUACUUUAUUUUAGUUCAAACAUCAUCCUUUCUUACAAACCAAGCUUUAUUGAAGAUACGAAAAAAGUUUUUUAGUUGUGCUUACAUAAGUGUUCCAACCAACUUAACAAACAAUUGAAUACUUUUUUCCAUCCUCAAUAUUAAACUAAAUUUCAUGGUAAAAUUUUCAAGAAAAUCCAUUUUCCAUAGCUGAACAUGAUGAUCAAGAAAGUUGAGAAAAUUUGCAUAGCACUUUGCUUUAAGUUUCUUCUAAUAGUUGCAGUUGCAGACACAAUACCAACAACAUUAGAUGGACCAUUUAAGCCAGUCACUCAAAGAUUUGAUCCUUCAUUGCGUAAAGGUAGUGAUGAUUUGCCAAUGGAUCAUCCAAGGCUUAAGAGAAAUGUUACUUCAUUUUUUCCAGAACAGAUUGCUCUUGCCUUGUCAUCAUCUCCAUCUUCAAUGUUGGUUUCUUGGGUCACUGGGGAAGCUCAGAUUGGUCUAAAUGUCACUCCACAUGAUCCAACAACAGUGGCAAGUGAGGUAUGGUAUGGGAAGAAAAGUGGGAAGUACACAUGGAAGCAAACUGGGGAUUCAGUGGUUUACAGUCAGUUGUAUCCAUUUGAAGGGCUGUGGAACUACACCUCGGGCAUCAUUCAUCAUGUGAAGAUUGAUGGUCUUGAACCCGAAACGAAGUAUUACUACAAGUGUGGGGAUAGUUCUUUAGCAGCAAUGAGUGAGGAACUUGAAUUUGAGACCUUCGCAUUGCCUACACCUAACAAGUAUCCACGACGAAUAGCAGUUGUUGGCGACUUGGGCCUUACAAGCAAUACAACCACAACCAUUGAUCAUCUCAUAAUGAAUGAUCCUUCCAUGAUUUUGAUGGUUGGAGAUUUAACUUAUGCGAAUCAAUACCUUACAACUGGUGGUAAAGGAGCUUCAUGUUAUUCUUGUCAGUUUCCAGACGCACCUAUAAGAGAGACAUAUCAACCUCGAUGGGAUGGAUGGGGAAGAUUUAUGGAACCUCUGAUCUCAAGGGUUCCAAUGAUGGUUAUUGAAGGAAACCAUGAGAUUGAGCCUCAAGCAGCAGGGCUAACAUUCCAAUCGUACUUGAAAAGAUUUGCUGUUCCUUCAAAGGAAUCUGGCUCUAACAGUAACCUUUACUACUCUUUUGAUGCUGGAGGAGUCCAUUUCAUCAUGCUAGGAGCCUACGUUGACUAUAAUCAGACCAGUGCUCAGUAUGCUUGGCUUCAGGAUGAUCUGGAAAAAGUAGAUCGUCGCGUGACUCCUUGGCUUGUGGCUGCAUGGCAUUCUCCUUGGUACAAUAGCUAUUCAUCACACUACCAAGAAUUUGAGUGCAUGAGGCAGGAAAUGGAAGAAAUACUAUAUACAUAUCGCGUUGAUAUAGUUUUCUCUGGUCAUGUGCAUGCAUAUGAGCGAAUGAAUCGAGUCUACAACUAUACCUUGGAUCCAUGUGGCCCUGUUUACAUAACAGUAGGAGAUGGUGGUAAUAUUGAGAAAGUCGAUGUUGAUCAUGCAGAUGAUCCUGGGAAAUGUCCUUCACCAGGUGACAACAUUCCAGAAUUUGGAGGUGUAUGUCACAUGAACUUUACCAGUGGACCUGCCAAAGGAAAUUUUUGCUGGGACAAACAGCCAGAAUGGAGUGCAUAUAGAGAGAGCAGCUUCGGCCACGGGAUACUGGAGAUGGUAAAUUCAACUCAUGCGUUAUGGACUUGGCACCGCAAUCAGGAUAUUUAUCGUGAAAACAGUCAUGGUGAUCAAAUAUACAUUGUACGACAACCUCAAUCUUGCUCUGUUACCUCGAAGGUACCCUUUCAUCUACCUCAAAGGAUAGCAGGUUGAGUCCAUCAAUACCACCGGCAUUGGACACUGCAGCUGCAUGCUUAUCCUCUCUUCUCUAUUACAUAAUUUUGCCUGUCAUUAUCCUUAUUGGCCUUCUCAGCAACCACUGAGUUAUUGAAAAUUUUGCGACAAAAUUGAAGCACUAUAGUGAUUAUGCGACGAGAUUACAUAUGUUGGCGUUGUCAAUGGCGGAUUGUACAGUAUUGUUAUCUCCAACCUCUGUACUAUAUGGAUGUUUCGCUUUGGAAACACAAACUGGUGUUCCCUUGUUUAUAUGAAGCUGGAGGAUAUUCUUGUGAAAUGUGAUUUGUUGCAUGAAAAUGGGUGAGAAUCAUUUGUUGCGCGAAAAUGUGUGAGAA
Lycium barbarum (goji berry) is the source of this 3982-nucleotide messenger RNA. Its product is annotated as purple acid phosphatase 23. NCBI's taxonomy places the organism in Eukaryota, Viridiplantae, Streptophyta, Magnoliopsida, Solanales, Solanaceae. Gene Ontology annotation, molecular function: metal ion binding; acid phosphatase activity. The record is from RefSeq and is a predicted model, not a curated record. The transcript is spliced from 8 exons. The coding region runs from base 1977 to 3623 and encodes 548 amino acids.